This is a messenger RNA of Penicillium brasilianum, 1571 nucleotides long. Lineage: Eukaryota; Fungi; Ascomycota; Eurotiomycetes; Eurotiales; Aspergillaceae. The record is from the annotation of a GenBank genome assembly.
CCGCCAGUAUGUCACCUUCGCCUAGGGUGUGGUUGGUGCCCGUCCUCAUCGCUGUGCUGGGUUUACUUCUUAUACGUCGAGAAUAUGGCCAACCCGUCGAAUUUAUUCUGACCAAUAACAGAAGCUCUCUUCUCUUAUCAAGUACUCCACAGCGGCUGCUAGACAUCGAUGACGCCCUGGUAUCAGAAACCAAUCCAGCACGAGAAGAUGGCACUUUUGAUUAUGAGCGCUGUGCAAGGCUGCACAAUUAUCUCGUCGCGUAUGGAUGGAUGGCGCAUCACGAGCGAGAAGUGGACGACCUUCAAGAAUUGCUGGACCGGCCGUCCUUUUUUGAACUCGAGCGCGGCGAGUCACUGUUCCCUAUGCACCGCCUGAAUCCAGAAAUGAUUUCAUUCCUGCAAUCUAUUAUUCUGCCGGGUCCUCGUGAAGGAUUGUUCUACUGGGUGGCCGAAGUGGACAUGUCCCCAGCUGAUCUUUACAUGGAUGGGGAAAGCAUGCUACGCAACAAGGAGCGUUUUGUCAUCCUCUACAACUCUUGGGUGGAAUUCGGAUCGCAUGGUAUCGGCCUCUUAUUUGAUCAGAAGCGGAAUCGUGUAGCGAUGCCCCUUGUGAUUGAGAAUCUUGAAAGCAUCGAGCCUAUCAAGAACCAUUUGGACAUGUGGUUCCCGCUCGAGACGAUGCUGACCAACUGGAUUCACAUGCUUCGCAUUGGCAAAAUCACUGCUAGUCCGCCGGAGCACGAGUUCCCAUCCCCCAUUGACCGAUUAGGGUCGUGGGUAUGGCAACCUUAUAGCUCUGCUCAAGUCGACAGCGGCGUGGAUGCUAUGAAUCGACUCUCGGCUGCAAUCGAAGCCAGGAUGCCUUCCCGCUCCCAUCUCUCGGUCUCUCGAGAAUCUCCUCUUUUGACCGAUGCCGAACUAGAUGCAGCGUCCGUUCCGGAGAAUUGCUUCAUUCGCUCAGUUCUGUCCAAGGUGAACACGCCCCGCUUCAAAUUCAUUGCACCGGGCUUAGAAGUACCGCACGAUGCCACGGCAUUCGCAGCACGCCAGAAGUUUACCGGCCUACCUCGCCACCCUGAAUCGGGCACGGUUAAAUCACCGGUGUUGAUUUUCGCCAGCAAAAAACGCACGGUCAACUUCAACAAGGAAAUAAGGUGGCUAUUUUUCACCGCUUACGACCCAAUUCCCUACGACAAUCGUGAUCGCAUCCCUGUAGGGCUAUACUCCGAGUUUGCACGUCGAGGAGAGUACGAUGUUGAAGAGGAAGGUUUUCGUCUUUUGCUACCUUUCAAAUUCCGCACGGAGUUUGGGGAUGAACAUCGUGCUAGGAAAAGCGAUGGAACCCUCGUGUCUAGGGGUUCGGUGUCCGAACUUUUCCAGCAUGGGUCUUAUCGCCCAUUCGGGGGUGAAUCGCGGGCUCAACGAUUCGAAAGGCUAAUGGAUCGGUGGCGUGAAUUGGUGGAGAGUGGUGUUUGGAAGGUUGGGAAGAACGGUGUCAAGGGUGAUGUUGAUCAGUUUCGAGAAGCGGACUACGGUUAUUGGAAGGAUUAUUGGAUACCUCCUGGAUGGUGA